CAGCAAUUUUCAAUAUUUCAUCUCUCCAAUAUAUUGCACUCGACCAGAACAAAUUCUCAGGAACAAUUCCUUUGACAAUGAGCAAUAAGCUGAGCAAUCUGAAGUUUCUUUCUCUCCAACAGAAUCACUUGACUGGAAUUAUACCUACCUCCAUCUCAAAUGCUUCAAAGCUCGUUGCUUUGUCGCUUCAUGAUAAUGAGCUCACCGGUUCAAUCCCCAACUCUUUAGGAAGUCUAGGAAAGCUAGAAUUGCUAAACUUGGAUUUCAACAGGCUGUCAGGUGAAUCCUCAUCUCCAGAAUUAAGCUUUCUCACUUUCUUGACGAGUUGCAGAUCCUUGAAAUAUUUAGUAGUGGGAUACAAUCCUCUGAAUGGUUUCCUUCCAGCUUCCUUCUCUAACCAUUCAACCUCUCUUGUAUACUUUACUGUAAGCAAUUGUAAAAUCAAAGGAAACAUCCCAACUGGAAUCGGCAAUUUGAGCAGUUUACUGCAUCUAGAUUUUUCAGGUAAUGAAUUGGUUGGAUCUAUCCCCAAAAGUUUCAAUAGGUUGAAAAAUCUUCAGGUGUUCUACUUGGGCAUCAAUCAAAUAAGGGAUGUCUUGAAUAUUUUCUGUGAACUACAUAGCUUGGGGUUGUUACAGUUGAGCCAAAAUCAAUUUUUUGGUGGGAUUCCAGAAUGCUUAGGAAAUAUGAUAAAUUUGACUCAGAUUUUUUUGGAUUCCAACAACUUGACUUCUAUGAUACCUGCCAACCUAUUGAGCAUGAAAAAUCUCCAAGUUCUCAACCUUUCAUUAAAUUUCUUGAGUGGUUCGCUACCUCUAGAGAUCGGGAACCUCAAAGCGGCAUACAAUUUGGAUCUCUCAAUUAAUCAAUUGUCAAACAUUAUUCCUACUACUAUUGGAGAGCUGCAAGCUUUACAGAAUUUUUCAUUGGCAAAAAAUAAUCUGCGGGGCUCUAUACCAGAAUCAGUUAGCAAUAUGGUCAGCUUGGAAUUCUUGGACCUUUCCCACAAUAAUCUCUCUGGUGUGAUACCCAAGUCAAUGGAGGCACUCAAAAAUCUUAAGGAAUGCAAUGUUUCUUUUAAUAGAUUAAGCGGCGAAAUUCCUCAAGGUGGUCCCUUCAGAAACUUUACAGGUCAAUUUUUCAUUAACAAUGAAGCACUCUGUGGUGACUCAAGGCUUAAUGUUCCACCAUGUCAGCGUAAUUCAACUAGAAGGUCAACUAAAAGGAAGGUGCUUCUACUUGUCAUUAGUCUGUCAGGAAUUGCAGCAAUACUGAUAAUAGCAAUUGGAGCAAUAUUGACUCUAAGGAGGCUGAAGAAACGAAAAGGUUUAGGUGGAACAGAGUUGAUGUUAGUGGCAAAAUAUGAAAGAUUUUCAUACUAUGACCUUUUGCAGUCAACUGAUAACUACAAUGAAAGCAAUUUGCUUGGAGAAGGGAGCUUUGGUUCUGUUUACAAAGGGAUCCUAAGUGAUGGCAUUGUUGUGGCUGUCAAGGUAUUCAACUUGCAAGUGGAAGGUGCAUCAACAAGUUUUGAUAGAGAAUGUGAGAUACUAAAGAGUUUACGCCAUCGAAAUCUUACAAAGGUGCUCGGCAACUGCUCCAACCCUGAUUUUAAAGCCUUGGUACUCAAAUACAUGCCAAAUGGGAAUCUUGAGAAGUGGUUGUACUCCCACAACCAUUUUUUAGAUCUGUUUCAAAGAGUAAACAUAAUGAUUGAUGUUGCUUGUGCAUUAGAAUAUCUCCAUUAUAGUUAUUAUACUCCCGUGGUACAUUGUGACCUGAAGCCUAGUAACAUCUUGCUUGAUGAAGAUAUGGUUGCUUCUGUAAGUGACUUCGGUAUCACAAAAAUGUUUGGCGAAGGAGAAAGUAUAUUGCAUACCGUCACCCUGGCAACACUGGGAUACAUUGCACCAGAGUAUGGAUCCGAGGGAUUAGUUUCGAGAAGAAUCGAUGUUUAUAGUUUCGGAAUAGUUCUGAUGGAAACUUUUUCGAGAGUGAAGCCUAGCGAUGAAAUGUUUUCAAGUGAUUUGAGCCUUAAAAGCUGGGUAGAAGAUUCUCUUCCUAAUGCACUUCAGGUCAUUGACGCAAACUUAAUAAGGCCAGAGGAUGAACAUUUCACUGGCAAGCUGAAGUGUGUUAUAUUGAUUCUGAAAUUGGCUUUGAACUGCUGUAGAGAAUCUCCAGGAGAAAGGAUGAACAUGAAAGAUGUUUUAGCAGAAUUGAAGAAUAUUAAGCGCCAGCUUCUUAUGACACAAACUGUCAGACCUCGAGUGGACCAGAUACGUUUUUUACCACAUCAAACAGAUAUUGCUGUAUAGUUCUGAAGCUUGAUUUAUUGUGCAUGCUGGAUUCCAUAGUUUUCACCUACAUCACAUUUGGACUUUCAGUUAGAUUCCAUAGGUUUCUCCUACGUCAUAUUUGGACUUUCAGUUAUGGAUCACAUUGCACAGCUUUUUUUUUUUUUUUUUGGCUUUUCGUUUUCUAUCUUUUAAUUCUGACUAAUUUCUUGGAUACAUUUUGAGGACCUGACUAUGUAUCUUUUAAUCUUGAUCUUGAAUUAAGAUUGCAAAAUGAUGAGAGCGAACCUAUUCUUGCAAUAAAUCUUUCUCUUCGGUAAAUGAAUAUAUCAUGUUCCUUGAGCUCCUCCUAAACUAUAGAAAGAGUAGCAGCUGCUGUUUGUUCUCUCUCCUUUACAACAGAUAUAUCUUACAUGCCUCCAAAGCGCUCAAUGAAGAAAGCUGACUUGUGUUGGCAAUUGUCUUACCUCCCUUUUCCUACAUCACAAGUCUUAUGGAAUUCUUGAAUCAUCAUAUAUCCGAUUUUAAGUGCCUGUUUUUCUAUGCAAUGAAAAUUGUGUGCAGUGGAUUUGGUCAUGAUAGAGCUCUGCUGCCUGCUGGACUCUGGGUGUGGAGUCUAAAGAAAUAGAGGUAUACAAGCAUGAAGUAUCUAAGAAUUUAUAAAGCAUUUUACCAUAGAAUAUAGUUCAUCAAACUUCAGCUAUCGGUCUUUAAUGCUACUUAAAGAAUUGGCCUCGUGUGUGUAAAAUUCUUGUAAUGUACAGUUCUACUUUAAACAAUGGGUAACAACCAUAUAGAGGACGUUGAUGAGAUAAUUAAUUACUAGGGAAAAAUAGCAGUCGUGUUCUUGUUCUUGGAGUCUUUUAGUCUUAUAUAUGGACUUUUCUCCAAUAUCCUUUGAUUAGUAUGAGACUAACGAAAUUCAU
This is a messenger RNA of Coffea arabica (coffee), 3223 nucleotides long. Its product is annotated as putative receptor-like protein kinase At3g47110. Gene Ontology annotation, biological process: protein phosphorylation. Gene Ontology annotation, molecular function: protein binding; protein kinase activity; ATP binding. NCBI's taxonomy places the organism in Eukaryota, Viridiplantae, Streptophyta, Magnoliopsida, Gentianales, Rubiaceae. The record is from RefSeq and is a predicted model, not a curated record.